AUGGAAUUAUCAGAUCGGUUACGGUUUCUAAACUCAAUCCUUGAGAUUGCUGAAGAAGUCGGCGGAUUUUCUGUUGAGAUUCCUUCCAUAUCAGCUUUUGCACCAUUUGGUGAUUUAGGGUUUUUGUACGAUUGUACUCUGAAACCAUCUCAUUCAUUAUUUCAAACCAACAUGUCUAAAUGGUUUCUAUGCCGCCAGAAUGUUGUUUUAGGGUUCAUGACAACAAAAUCAACAAUCCCUAAAUUCGACCCUUUUUCGUUCCCAAUUUCACUCAGAUUCUUCACCACAACAUCGGAAUCAGACACAAUCCCAUUCGCUGUAUCAUAUCUCAUCAACAAUUUCGGUUUCUCGCCUCAAUCAGCUCUCACAGCUUUCAACCGAAGACAGGUUCGUUUCAAAUCUCCAGAUAAGCCUAAUUCUGUUAUCAACUUCUUCAAAAAUCAUCAUUUUUCAGACUCCAACAUACGCAUCAUCAUUACAAAAGCACCAUGGUUACUUUCAUCACAACCCAACAAUGCAAUUUUACCAAAGUUUGAAUUUUUUCUAUCAAAAGGUGCUUCUUCCUCUGAUAUUGUUUCAUUGUUAACUGCAAACCCUAGAAUUUUACAUUGUAGCUUGGAGAAUCGAAUAAUCCCUCUUUUUGAAAUAUUAAGUAGGUUCUUGAAAACCAAUAAGGAUGUCAUUGUUUGCUUAAUUCGACUUUCGUCGACUUCAUUUUCUCGUACUUCAUAUGACAUUAUUGCGGCUAAUGUCAAUUUGAUGAGUAAUUUUGGAGUAUGUGAUUCCAGCAUUGCUAGAUUGUUUCAAACAAGGCCAUCUAUAUUUGGUUCAACUGAUUUGAUUAAGUCAUUGGAGGAAGUUAAGGGUUUAGGGUUUCGUCCUUCAAUGAUUACUUUUGGGGUUGCUUUGAUAGCCAAGAAAUGUACGAGUAAAACACAUUGGAAUCAUAAAGUUGAUGCAUUUAAGAAAUGGGGUUGGUCUGAUGAAGCUGUUUUUCAAGCAUUUAGGUUGUGCCCUAGUUUGAUGUUGGUUUCGAUUGAUAAGGUUAAUUUAUUGAUGUCUUUUUGGGUCAAUCAAUUGGGUUGGAAUUCCUUGGCACUUACUAAAUAUCCAAUUAUGUUUAGUUAUAGUUUACAUAAAAGAAUCAUUCCAAGGGUUUCAGUUUUGCAAUUUCUUCUGAUGAAAGGUUUGCGAGAAAAGAAUGCAAGUUUACUUACACCAUUUACUUAUACGGAGAAAUUGUUCUUGAGCAAGUUUGUUUUCAGCUUUAAAGGGGAGUCUGAUUAUCUAUUAAAGCUAUAUGAGGAAAAAGUGAAACUCGCAUACUCAGAGGAAACCAAUGGCAUGCCACUGACUGAAUAGCAAUUUUCUUCAGCUAUUAACAGUUUCUUCACACUUCACAAAACUCCUUAGCUCUUUGGCAACAUUGGCUUCUAGAUUCCAUGGACACCAAAAUGGUAACUUUGGAAGACCAUAUGUGGUUUAAUUCUCGAUGGUAAAUCAAAAUCACCCCUUUUUUGUUUAAGAGUUUAGUUGGUAUGCACUUUCGGUAUAGAUGAAUUUUACACAUGCAACCGAUCAUAUCUCAUCGAUGUAAAUAUUUGCAGGCAUAGA
Messenger RNA from Trifolium pratense (red clover), 1614 nucleotides. RefSeq lists its product as uncharacterized. The coding region runs from base 1 to 1362 and encodes 453 amino acids. Gene Ontology annotation, cellular component: chloroplast. NCBI's taxonomy places the organism in Eukaryota, Viridiplantae, Streptophyta, Magnoliopsida, Fabales, Fabaceae. Gene Ontology annotation, molecular function: double-stranded DNA binding. Gene Ontology annotation, biological process: chloroplast organization; regulation of DNA-templated transcription. The record is from RefSeq and is a predicted model, not a curated record. The transcript has 3 exons.